GCUGCUGCUCCUGAUUGGAUUGGGCGUCAGGUCCGAGGCUGCAAAGCCGGCACAUGCGCACAUCUGUCUGUUGAGCCAGUGCUGUGUCUGCUCUGUUUACUUUAUCAUCAAACCGGCCGCUGCAGAAACAGCAACACGUAAUAACACCCGACACAGCCAGCGCAGCCGUCGGACCAGCGCUGAAAUGUCGGCGAAUUACGCGGCGGGGCUCUCUCCUUACCCGGACAAAGGGAAAUGUGGACUCCCUGAGAACUUUGACCCCCCCGAGGAUCUGGAGCGGAAGGUUCUAGAGCUGGCAGAGAUGAUCCGGAACGCGCGGAACGUGGUGUUCCACACCGGGGCCGGAAUCAGCACCUCCGUGGGCAUUCCAGACUUCAGGGGUCCGAACGGCGUGUGGACGAUGGAGGAGAAGGGUCUGGCCCCCCGCUUCGACACGACCUUCGAGGAGGCGAGGCCCAGCAGCACUCACCUGGCCCUGCUGGCGCUGCAGCGGAGUGGCUCGCUCAAGUACCUGGUGAGCCAGAACGUGGACGGACUGCACGUGCGCUCGGGAUUCCCCAGAGACCUGCUCUCCGAGCUCCACGGGAACAUGUUUGUAGAGGAAUGCAUCAAAUGUGGCAAGCAGUACGUGCGGGACGCCGUGGUCGGGACGAUGGGUCUGAAGCCGACGGGCCGGCUGUGUGACGUCCCCAAAUCCAGGGGGCUGCGAGCCUGCCGAGGCAAACUGAGAGACACCAUCCUGGACUGGGAGGACUCUCUGCCAGACAGGGACCUGAACAGAGCAGACGAGGCCUGCAGGAGUGCGGACCUGGCCGUCACUCUGGGGACCUCCCUGCAGAUCAAGCCGAGCGGAAACCUGCCACUGCUGACCAAGCGCAACGGGGGCCGACUCGCCAUCGUCAACCUGCAGCCCACCAAGCAUGACAAGCACGCUGACCUGCGUAUCCACGGCUACGUCGAUGAUGUCAUGACCAAGCUGAUGAAGCACCUCGGGCUGGAGAUUCCGGAGUGGGAGGUGCCUGUGGUGCGGGAGAGUUCCGAGGUCGUCCUGGAGACGGUGAAACGGGAAGCCAAGUCAGAGCCCCUCUCUGCCAAGACGGAGACCAAACCCCAACCGGUCACUCCAAAACCAGAGCCGCGCUGUCACCAAAACGGGACUCGCCAGGACAACGGUGAAAAGACAGUGGAGCAGGAGGAGGCUACAGGAGACUUUCCGAGCCCGGAGUCAGCGGACACCAAACAGGACUGCCAGCCAGUGAGCAAGAGAGCCAAGCUGGAGCCUUUAGUAGCGUGAACGAAACCGUCAGGAAAACACGCGGCCUGCAACACCUCGUCUUAUACGUCCGAGACACACAGGGCUGUCUUUAAUACUUGUCUUUUGUUUUUUAAAGCUACUUUUACAGGGCUGUAGUGUAGACACAAAGACAAUGAUAGAAAGAAUGAAAGGUAAAGUGAGCACAGGAAUUGGGACUGUUUGUGAACGCUUAUCACUGAAGGUUUCCUGCAUCACUGCUGUGAAAGGGAUCAAGCGUCUCGUUUUGAAGCAGUCUUGUCUGGGUGAAUGCAACGCUGGGGUGAUGACGCUGGCGGAUUGCUGCCUGUGGGAGUUGCAUACAUUAGCGGGUCACGCGACAGCAGGGAGAGGUCUAAAGAUUUCAUUACAGAUUCACAUGUCCUCGCUCGGAUCAGCAUAUCGUUUGCAGCCCGUCAGUCCAGGAGAGAGGCGACCUUGUGAGAUCUCUCUGAGGUUCCCAUUUAGAGCUGCUGUUUCUAUAUGCAGACCGUUAAUAACUGAGACACAGAGUCGUGAAUGUGAAUACUGAGAGGCAGCUGAAGGUAGGGCUGCACACAUUGUUUAUUCAGAUAUUCAGCUUGAGCGCUCCCCACAGACAUCAGGUGCUGGCAAUCAGACGAGGGUCAUUGGUGUUGGUCAGGCUAAUUUACCACGAACGGUGAAACGAGAGAAGAAACAGCCGCUUGAGUUUGUGCUGAUUGCUGCUUUUCAUUGGGCAACAUCGAUCAACACUCCCAAGCAGCUACUUCACUCGUUCCUCUUGGAAUGGGGAAUCCGCUCGGGCACCGCCAGUGACCCUCAACGCAGGAGAGCUUGAUCUCAUAACUGAAUAAUCAGUUUGGGUGAUUGGAUUGGGUGACAAACCUUCUGGACACGCGUCCGUUUCAAUGUCUGUAACGGAGGAUUCGUAAUUCUAUUUUACAUACUGUAUUAAAACAAACAAAAAAAAAGAUUGGUUUUCAUUUCAAGUCUGAUUUUCAAGGUUAUAUUUUCAAAGUAGCUGCUUGGUUGAAGUUAAUCCCAAAACGGAUGUCUGAUUCGCACCUGGAACGUGAGUUCUUUACAGAAGGAGAUGUUUUACAGCAGCUUGGUGUUUCGCCUCGGGGAGGAGGGGAGGGGGGGGUGAAGGAGACCACAUGCGCUUUAUUAAAAAACAUUACAAAAAUAAAGUCACGAUGCUAUCCCUAAGAAGAUGAUUACACAGUGUGAGAGAACGCGAUUCUACAAGAACAGCAGUGCCAGUGUCUGCGGGGGCGUGAGGCUCAGACUGCCUCCUUCCUGCCCCACGGGAGAGACGCGCUUCCAUCCAGGGCUCCACGGGGGGGCGCCAUUCAGACGGGGGCAUUUCGCAAAGGAAGCCGUUUUUAAUUGUAUAUUAUUAUUUUUUAUUUUAUAUAAAACUGAUUUCAGGGGUGAGCUUGCUUCCGAUUCCUUGGCCCCCCAAGCUCUCUGCAUUGGUUUACUGCUGUGAGUGAUCCGUGACCUUCCUGUAAUUCAGAUAUAUUUUUAUAAGUAGAACAGGCGAUGUAAAGAAGCCGCACAGUAAUAAUGGGCGUGUUUUGGUCUGCGCUGGGUUCUGUAUUAGGACCCCUGAAUAGCUAAG
This is a messenger RNA of Acipenser ruthenus (sterlet), 2897 nucleotides long. RefSeq names its product NAD-dependent protein deacylase sirtuin-6-like. Gene Ontology annotation, molecular function: NAD+ binding. The transcript is spliced from 8 exons. NCBI's taxonomy places the organism in Eukaryota, Metazoa, Chordata, Actinopteri, Acipenseriformes, Acipenseridae. The coding region runs from base 185 to 1294 and encodes 369 amino acids. The record is from RefSeq and is a predicted model, not a curated record.